AGGCACGGGGAACGGCCAGGCGAAGGUUCUCGCUAGCUGCCCAAAAGGGGAGCUGCCUACCCGAAGGGCGAGCAUGGAAGCAGUGGCGAGGCAAAGAGAAGCUGAGGCUCUCGCUCGAGCGGAAGCGGAAGCGGACUUCGCGCGGAAGGCGGCGGCGCGGCGCGCCGCCGCCUCGCGCCGGGCGAUGCGCUGGGCGCAGCUGCAGGAGGAGGAGCUGGAGAUCCUCGCGCACCUUCGCCGCGAGGAGCACAAGCCCUCAAACCUUCGGUACGCGAAGAGCGCGAGCCGACGCGUGGAGGGCGAGCGUGCACGUCGAGAGGAAGUGGCGAGAGAUGUACUGGCCACUCUCCAUGCCGAGCAAGCUGCACGAAGAGAGGCGGCGCUUCAGAAGGGCCAAGAGCUGCAGAGCAGAUGCCAGGAGUCCAACUUCUCCCACUGCAAGGCGGUGGUAGUCAGUCGCCGCCUCCGCAAGCGAUCCGAGCCGCAAGCGCCGGGUCAGUCCGGUCAGUCGGAGGAACGCAUUCACUUGCCUCCUCUUGUGUGAGCCGCCUGUUUCACCCAGCGGGUCUUGGGGUAGGAACUGGUUGAGAUGACUUGCUUAACUGGCA
Molecule: messenger RNA, 608 nt
Organism: Effrenium voratum
Lineage: Eukaryota; Dinophyceae; Suessiales; Symbiodiniaceae
Source: the annotation of a GenBank genome assembly